CUGAUUGGCCAGCAGCACUUCAGUAAACCAUCAGCUUCCUGGUUAUCUGCAAAUGGACAAAUAAACUUGUUUUUAAACCUGUGCUACGGUGGGAAACUCUGGCUUCAUUUUACUGGGGAUCACCAUGUCACCCAGAAGCGGCUGGAGCCCGGUUCUGCUCGUCGUGUGCUGUCUUUUUGUAACUGCCUAUUGUAAGUUUCCUACCCUAGACCACAUCAAACCGAAAGCCAGCGACAAGGCGCAGGGGAGAGCAGUGGUCGAGCUGCUGAGACGCCUGCUCGGGACCAGAUCUCCUGAGUUCCUAGUGUCAGUCAACAGGAGCCUUUCCAACGACAGCCUAGACGUGUGUGAGCUCAGGUCCACUAAAAACAACAAGAUAGUCGCUACGGGCAGCACCGGAGUGGCAGUGGCUACUGGCAUUUACAACUAUUUGAAAUAUUUCUGCAACUGCCAUGUUUCCUGGUCUGGUGACCAGCUGGACCUGCCCCGUCCUCUGCCGAGGCUCACCGGCGUCCUGCGCAUCAACACCCGGCACAGGUUCCGGUAUUACCAGAACGUCUGCACUUUUAGCUAUUCCUCUGUGUGGUGGGACUGGCCAAGGUGGGAGAGAGAGAUCGACUGGAUGGCACUCAAUGGAAUCAAUCUGCCACUGGCUUUCACAGGACAAGAAGCCCUGUGGCAAGAGGUCUACCGAGCUCUUGGGUUAAAUCAGUCGGAGAUUGAAGAGUUCUUCUCUGGCCCGGCGUUUCUCGCCUGGAACCGAAUGGGAAACGUUUUCAAGUUUGGUGGGCCUCUGCCACAGUCCUGGCAUGUGAACCAGCUCUACCUCCAAUUUAAAAUCUUAGAGCGAAUGAGAUCCUUUGGCAUGACUCCUGUGCUGCCAGCCUUCUCCGGGAACAUUCCCAAGGGAAUCCUCAGGUUGUAUCCGGAAGCCAAUGUAACCAGAUUGGGGCCUUGGGCUCACUUCAACUGCAGCUUCUCAUGCUCCUAUAUCUUAGACCCUCGUGACCCACUUUUCCUCCAGAUCGGUUCCCUCUAUCUGUCCCAGGUGGUGAAGCAGUUUGGUACAGAUCACAUCUACAACACUGACACCUUCAAUGAGAUGACUCCCCCCUCCUCUGACCCCACCUACCUGUCUGCAGUCAGUCGUUCUGUCUUUGCCUCAAUGACCGCAGUUGAUCCUCAGGCAAUUUGGCUGAUGCAAGGCUGGCUGUUCUUCAGUGACGCAGUGUUCUGGAAGCCGGCCCAGAUUCAGGCCCUACUACACGGAGUGCCCCUCGGAAGAAUGAUCGUGCUGGACCUGUUUGCAGAGACCGAGCCAAUUUUCUCCUACACGGAGUCUUUCUAUGGACAGCCCUUCAUCUGGUGCAUGCUGCAGAACUUUGGGGGUAACAGUGGAUUCUUUGGCACAGUGGAGAGCAUCAAUUCAGGGCCCUUCAAAGCCUUACAUUUCCCGAACUCCACCCUGGUGGGCAUCGGCUUGACACCUGAGGGCAUUGAGCAGAAUCCUGUGAUGUACGAGUUGAUGAGCGAGCUGGCUUGGCGCAAGGAGCCGGUCAACUUGUCAAAGUGGGCGUCGCUAUAUGCAGUACGCCGCUACGGCAGCACACAAGAGAACCUGACCGCUGCAUGGAGGCUCCUGUUCGCCAGCGUCUACAACUGCACAGUGCCACAUUACCGAAACCACAACCAUAGCCCACUGGUGCGCCGGCCUUCCUUUCGCAUGAAUACUGACCUUUGGUAUGACCCGGCUGAUUUGUACAAAUCCUGGAAACUGAUUAUUGAGGCAGCUCCAUCUCUCAUGUCCAAGGAGACUUUCCGGUACGAUCUUGUGGAUGUGACUCGGCAGGUCCUACAAGUCCUGACAACUAUCUUUUACCAGGAUAUCGCAGAUGCCUUCCUGCACCAAAAGCUGCCGGAGCUGCUGACUGCAGGUGGGGUGCUGGUCUAUGAUCUCUUGCCUGAACUCAAUCGUUUGCUCAGUAGUGACCGCAACUUCCUGUUGGGGACAUGGCUGGAGCGGGCCCGGUCUUUAGCCCUAGAUGAGAAGGAGGCACAGCUCUACGACAUGAACGCCAGAAACCAGCUCACUCUAUGGGGUCCCAGUGGUGAGAUCCUGGACUAUGCCAGCAAAGAGUGGGGAGGCCUUAUGGAGGACUACUAUGCCCAGCGAUGGGGCCUUUUUGUUCAUACUCUGGUAGAGUGCCUGGACAGCGGUCGACCAUUCAAGCAGGAUGCCUUCAACCAGGCAGUUUUCCAGGUAGAAAAGGGAUUCAUUUACAACGGCCGAAGGUACCCGACCAAGCCUCAGGGAGACGCAUACGAGAUCGCCCACAGAAUCUUCCUCAAGUACUACCCACAGGCCUUGAAGAGACUAUAGUGAGCAGAGACUACAUUUUGAAAAAACUUGUCUCAAGUCGCAGCAAGAAGAAUGUCUUCCUCCACCUCCGAUUUCCAUGGCUAUCCCAAAACAUUUAGUCAUAGAAAAUCUAACAGCCUGAAUCUACAGGACCAAUCUGUAGUACAACAUGUAGUCAAAUCAGUGAUGGAUAGUUGUGCAUGUGGCAGGGGGAGAAGGAUUUUCACAUAUCACUUGAGUUUUCAUGAGAUGUCUUUGAUUCCACUGCUCUUAAAGAACUAGUUCAACAUUUUUGGAAAUACACAUAUUCACUUUCCCAGAAUGAAAAGAUGGAUUUAAAUCCCAUGCCUGUGUGUUAUGUAUGGAGCUGGAAUCAGGAUGUGGUUAGCCUAGCUUAGCAUAAAGACUGGAAGCAGAGGGAAAUGGAAUAGCCUGGCUCUGUCCAAAGUACAAAACAAGACUAAAGCUGUGUUAUUUACAGUGUAUAUUGUUUGAUUACGUGUCGGAACUAUUUCUUAACGAACAACCGUGUAUCCAUCCGCCCCACACUUCUGUGCUGCAUCUCUUACUAUAGCCGGGGUUCAGUGGACUCAGGUUUUGGUCUCUGUGCAGACACGACGGUGCUGUCCAGUUAUCGGGCUGUUUUUUAAUCAGUGACUGCCUCGAUCUUGAAAACAACUUAGGAUGAUGACAGAGGACACAGAGACAACUCACUCCUUCUCCAGGUUUAUUUAAUUUUCACAAAUGAAUGUAUAUACAAGGAGUUUGUAGGUAGGUAAUUAGGUUGAAAACCUUUUUUUAAAUAGAAACAAAGAGAAAACACACACAAUUAGCUCAUUGCUGAAAGGUAAUAAUGUCAUUAGCAUCUAAAUAAACAAUCAGAAGCAAACUUAGUCUUUGAAUAAUUUACAAAGUAAUUAAACACCUCAAU
Perca fluviatilis (European perch) is the source of this 3290-nucleotide messenger RNA. It is a transcript of the gene naglu, whose product is annotated as N-acetylglucosaminidase, alpha. The record is from RefSeq and is a predicted model, not a curated record. The transcript has 6 exons. Lineage: Eukaryota; Metazoa; Chordata; Actinopteri; Perciformes; Percidae. The coding region runs from base 125 to 2380 and encodes 751 amino acids.